AUGGUAGCCGACGCCCUUUUGCCCCGUCAAACAGACAACUGCAUGGACUGUGCAGACCCCCCACCCUGUGCUUGUGCUGCGAACGAACAGUGUGUCCGAAUCAACAGAGUCUGCAAUUCCUGCUUCCGCAACGAAUGCAUCCCUCUGUCAGGCAGCUCAAGUAGUUCCAGUGGGGGUGUCAGCAAGGGCGCUCUUGCUGGCGGCGUCGUCGGUGCUAUCGUCUUCUUCGCCUUCGCCAUCGCUCUAUUCCUUCGAUAUAGAAGGCGGUCGAUCGUCCGUAAAACCCUUGCGAAUGCCCGCGACGUCAAGGGAGACAUUCCUGCUGCUGCAGAGACUGUCCUCAACCGGCCAGACCCUACAGAGAAACCCCCAUCGGAACUCAGUACCAUCAGGGUCUAUUCUUCAGCGUCCAACAUCACCAUCGAUCUCGACCCUCAUUCGCAGGCUUCGUCCUCUCAUGCGCCAUCGGGCUUCAAUCCAUCUCGGGAUGGGCCCCAUUUAAACCCCUUCGACGACACAAAUUCCAUCCAGACAGCGGGAACAGAGGGAACUAAUGUUAUACCCAUCGCUCUUGUCCCUCCUGAUUCCCACCAUGCAUCCUUGACCCGCAUUGACUCCCAUACCCUUCCUGCACCCACACCAACCUUCCCAGUUCGACCAGCUCGUUCGCCUGAUCUCAAUCUCAAUCUCGAUCACGUUAAUGUUUCCCACGACAACCUGCGCGCUGCAAAUGGGUAUUCGCAAUCCACCCGCUCUGGAGUAUCUGGCGUGUCUUCUAGGAACUCAUACAUGUCGAGCGCCAGUUAUUCCAGUGACUUCUUGAACGAGGCGCCAAUGAUAAUGACGCCGACCAGGGGAGCAGUCCGCCAAGUUGUCGGUGUUGUCAAGGCGGAAGUUAUCAACGCGAGUGCCGGUUCACUCAAUCCGUCAUCUGCCUCUGAUAAUGGGAAACCACCUGCAUACGUACGGCCGAUUGGCAAGUCUCCGCUGGCUUCGACGUCGUUUGGGCCCGACGAUAUAGUGAAAGAAACGGACGAAAGCCGCGGAACGAACGAUCCUUUCUCGGACGAACACAGUUCUACGCACGCUAGUUAUGCGGCUUCGCCCUCACCUUCAGAUACAACCUUCAAGCAAGAUCAGCUAAAUCGUGAAUCGGCUGCGAGCAACUGGGUAGCUGAGAACCCGCCUGUACCCUGGUCGCGAUUCAAUGAUCAGAGUCGCCCUUCCAGCAUGAGUACACAAGCAGGUUCUGUCGUUGACAUUGCUAGUGCAACACGUGUCAAUGUUGGUCUGAGUGGGCCGAAGACCUCAGGGAGUGCAAACUCCUACAGGACGACGAUGGGUCGAUUAGUCACGCCACCCGGUACUGUCGGGACUCUUCAAGAACAGCAGCAACGCGCUCUUGCUCACGCCCAAGCCCAAGCCCAAGCCCAGGGCCUUGAUAGAAGAAGAGUUUCGGGCUCCUCUGUGCUAUCGGCAACGUCUACGCGUGCCGAUUCCAUUUUGGAGUCGUUCCCAUUCGUGCCUCCUUCACCCAUCUCCGACCGACCGAUAAGGACCCCUCCGGUGUCACCACUGGGCCAACAAUCGUUCACCAAUUCUUCAACAUCGCCAUUGCAUCAACACACUUUCGUUGUUGCUCCUCCAUCUCCGCUCACCCACCAAUCGUUCAGCGCUGAGCCCAACAAGACGACCUUUAGCUCUCAAGACGACGACGGAGUUCUUCCUGCACCUCCCAAUAGGCGUGUCUUGGGGCUAUCAACUGGUUCCCAGUUGUCUACAGCAUCGUCAGGGCUGGGUUCCUUCCCAUUCCAAAUCGAGUCUGAACCUACGACUGAUCACGGUGCCCCACCAACAUCAUUCCGUGCAAAUGGAAAGCAACGCGCCAGUCUCGAUACCCUGGCACUGACAAGUGAUCUGUCCUCCUAUCCUCUUGGAUUUGAUCGAGAGAGUGUCCCACCGCCCAGAAAGUGA
Cyclocybe aegerita is the source of this 1974-nucleotide messenger RNA. NCBI's taxonomy places the organism in Eukaryota, Fungi, Basidiomycota, Agaricomycetes, Agaricales, Hemipholiotaceae. The record is from the annotation of a GenBank genome assembly.